CUUUUGUAUCCCAUUCACAAAGCCGUCCUGCGAAUUCACCCUUUUGUGGCCACCACGGCGCCACCCUGCCCCUGACAGCUUCAAAAAUCAAAUACAAGAGGGUAGGACUCUAGGAGCGCUCAACUCUCUGGACUCUCAUCAAUGGCGUUAUUGGCGUUACCGUUUAAUCCAUGCAACUGUCUUUCGAUCAAAUCUUCAGACCCAAGAAAGCCCUUAACUCACAUUCCCCCAGCCCAGCUUAAAACCCCAACCCCAUACCCGGAACCCAAACUCAUCGUCACCGGCGGAUCUAAGCUCUCCGGCCACGUUGCCGUCAGUGGGUCUAAGAACUCGGCUUUACCCAUUCUCGCGGCGACCCUUUGCUGCUCUGGCUCUUCGAAGCUCCAGAAUGUGCCCGAUUUAUCUGAUACCCGAACCAUGGCCUCCAUUCUGGAGUCCUUGGGUGCUAAAGUUGACAUUUUUGGUGGUGAAAUGGUGGUCAAUGCGGGUUGUAUUAAGUCAGUGGAACCAGAUUCUAGCCAGAUUGGGAAGCUCCGAGGUGGUUUCUUCGUGUUAGGGCCCUUGCUGGCUCGGUUCGGUGAGGCCGUGGUUGGAUUGCCGGGCGGUUGUGAUAUUGGGGCUCGUCCUGUUGACUUGUACAUUAAGGGGCUUCGCGCUCUUGGUGCUGUUGUCCAGUUAAGGGAUGGAAAGGUGCAUGCCCAUGCUGCUAAUGGAAAAGGACUGGUUGGUGGGAAGAUUUGGCUUGAUUAUCCGAGUGUCGGAGCAACUGAAACCCUUAUGAUGGCUGCAAGUAUGGCUGAAGGGAAGACUGUACUUUCAAAUGCAGCUCAAGAACCGGAGGUGAUUGAUCUUGCUCGCUUCUUGACAAAAUGUGGAGCAUGCAUUGAAGGAGCGGGAACAGAUACUGUUUAUAUAAAUGGAAGGGAUCGGUUUCAUGGUUCUGAGUUUAGUAUAAUGCCAGAUCGCAUUGAAGCAGGGUCGUUUAUGUUGGCUGCUGCAAUUACUCGAUCCUGCAUCUCAAUUUCACACGUUGUUCCUAGCCACUUGUCAUGCUUAAUAGACAAGCUUUCAGGUGCUGGUUGCAGAAUUAUAUGGAAAACUUGUGACACCUUGGAGAUUUCAGCUGUCCCUCGGACAACUAACGAUGAUUUACAAGGCUUUGAUAUCAAAACGCGUCCAUUUCCCGGAUUUCCUACGGACCUCCAACCUCCAACCAUGGCUUUACUCUCAACUUGCAAUGGCUCAAGUUCCAUUGAGGAAUCUGUCUUUGAUAAUCGCAUGGGCCAUGUGAAAGAACUCCAGAAAUUUGGAGUUAAAAUUCAGGUUUGUGGAAGCAAAGCAUUGGUUUUCGGGAAGAAAAAUUCCAAUCAUCAUCUGGUUGGUUCUCAUGUUACUGCAACUGAUUUACGCGGGGGUAUGUCACUGGUUUUGGCCGCUUUGGCUGCUGAAGGUAUUACUGAAAUUGGUGGUAUCUCACAUCUAUAUCGGGGUUACGAGAAUUUGGAAAUGAAGCUUCAAGGACUGGGUGCUCGCAUCAAAGUAUAAAGCGUUCUGUUCCAUUGAGAUCCCUGGU
This is a messenger RNA of Ipomoea nil (Japanese morning glory), 1573 nucleotides long. RefSeq names its product UDP-N-acetylglucosamine 1-carboxyvinyltransferase 2-like. Bases 142 to 1545 code for a protein of 467 amino acids. Gene Ontology annotation, biological process: UDP-N-acetylgalactosamine biosynthetic process. Gene Ontology annotation, molecular function: UDP-N-acetylglucosamine 1-carboxyvinyltransferase activity. The transcript has 6 exons. NCBI's taxonomy places the organism in Eukaryota, Viridiplantae, Streptophyta, Magnoliopsida, Solanales, Convolvulaceae. The record is from RefSeq and is a predicted model, not a curated record.